UAGCACCGACCCAAACAAGCAGGAAACAGGAAAUGUUCACGUUUCAGGGAGGCUGAAAGCCGGCGCAGCAUCACGCCGGAGCAGCGAGCGCCCAGGCCCGCUGACAUGAAGGCUCCUCGCGCCGCCCUGGUCCUUGCCCUGGCGAUCGCGCUCCUUCCCACCCGCCCGGCUCAGGAUGUCGAAGGAUCAGCACAGUCCGCAGAUAUGCCCCUGGAAUUGGAAAGAACAGAUGAAGAGGCUACUAUUCUAAGUACAUUUGCUGCAGUGACCACAGAAACGUUAAUUACAAAUACGAGUUCUACCCACACUGAUGAGGGUGUAAAUCAGUUAGAGUUUAUAUUAAUGGUGUUGAUUCCGUUGAUAUUAUUGGCCGUCCUAUUUUUAUCGGUGAUAUUCCUCGUAACGUGCUAUAAAAGAAAAAGAACUAAACAAGAGCCUUCUAGCCAAGGAUCUCAGAGCGCUUUACAGACAUAUGAACUUCCAUGUGAAAACGUGAAAGUCCCUAUUUUUGAGGAAGACACGCCCUCUGUUAUGGAAAUAGAAAUGGAAGAGCUUGAUAAAUGGAUGAACAGCAUGAAUAGAAAUGCCGACUAUGAAGGUUUACCUACUUUAAAGGAAGAAAAGGAAUCAAACCACAACCCAAGUGACAAUGAAUCCUAAAACUGAAUGGUGCUGAUGUUUUCCAAGAGAAGCAGCCCCGAAGGGAGCCUGCUGGGCCUGCCAACAGAGGAUGAAGAGGAUACAAAUUCAGUUAAUUUAAAAUCAACGUAGACACGAGAACCUUUUGCUGUUUUUUCCAACACCCGCUCUUCCUAACGAUGGCAUCACCUGUGCUUGGAAGAAGGCGCGAUUGAGAAGUACUAGGAAAAGGCCUGGCAGACGUCCACCGCGGAGGGUGGAGGAGGCAGAUGAUGCAUUCACCUCUAAUCGAUGGGUGUUCCCUCCUCUCAGCCAACCUCUAGCUGACUGGUCUCAAUCUGGCCAUGCCCUCUAAGUCCUUGUUACCUGUCUUCUUCAUUCCUUAGGGUUUAAAUCAGGAAGCUGUCUUUUCAUGGUUUCCUUCUGGGUCACCUUAUUACCUAACUAGCUUUGGAUAAUUUCCUUGGAGUAGUCAAGUCCUCUGACAGGUCACUUGCCUUCAGCAGGAAAUUUUCUCAAGGUGAGUUAUGGCCUGGAAAAGACAGCCAACAAAGCAAGUGUUUCACUGUAUACACCAUCCCAGGAGGUUGGUAAGCCCCUUUCUACCUGCCAAGAAGGCACAGUGAGAGAGUCCACAGUCCUGGGAAGAUGUUGCAUGGUGACUUGUGGACCCUGAGUUGGCCAGAUCCGGUCACCCUUGGGCACUUCUCAGAGGAAUAGGAAUCUUCAAUGAAAGAGCAAAUGUUUUCCUUCUCAGCUAAAAUCGCGUUUCCCCAAAGCUCAUUCUUGUGCUUACCACACCUCCCUGGCAUGUGAUAUGUGGGCAGGGAGUGUGUGCAGGUGGGGGUCGUCUGCCACCCUUCUAUGUCUCUGAGGUCCUUAAGGUCAUUUGAAACCAACGGACUAGGAAUAGGGACUAUCUGUGCCUGUGGUAGACAUCGCUCGUCGCACUCAGUAUUCUUUCCUGCCAGGCUGGGACAAGCCUCGAGCCCUCCUCAACACAGCUCUCCAGGAGGUCAUUGUCAUUCCAUCAGAGGUGACAUUCUGUGUGAUAUUUGUUGACAUCCUCGUGCUAGAAGCAAUGGAGCAAAAUGCAGAAGGGCCUGUUUAUCACUCCCACUCACGUAAAAUCAAUCUCCAUUUAAUUCUUAGUUUUCUAAUUCUGACCUUUAAAGCAAUCUAGCAAAUUGGGAUCUCUCAGCUCUUCAACGACAUGUGAUAUUUUAUUCCAGGAAAGCAACAAAGAGUAAAAACUUUAUUUAUUUUACUCCCCAUGCAGAAACUGAGGGGGAGACGAGGUUUACCAAACGUUUGCUGCUGAAUUUUGGGAUCUUGUGUUUGAAAGGCUGCCUCAAUGCACAACAGAAAACCGCCCUUCUCCUCCCUUUCAGAAUCCCUUUAAUAAAUACUUGCCUUCUGAACUUUGCCCAUAAUUGUAAAGGCAGAGUCCCAAGCCGGGGAGGCCUUUCCAUGCAAUGAAAGACAGAACUCUCUAGUUGUGUGUAGCCACUGUCCUGUGCCGUCCUGGGACUGCAGAGAGCUUUGGCCAAAGACGGUCUUCCAGGUACAGAAUUUCAACAGUUUUCUGUCCUAUCCUCAUUACCACAUCCUAAUAUGGCAUUUUUUGUUUCCAUUGCUGUUUUGCAUAUCCAUAUUCAACUUGUGGUCCACAGUGACUCACAGAUAUUUACACCAAAACUGCCAUUUUCUGAAUCACUGUUUCUGCUUAUGUCGUCACCCUGUUUCUCAUCAACGUUUUGACUCUCAGAAGAGUCUCAGCUUGCUCCUUUCUCUCCCCAGGUAUCUAAGAUGUUUGCGGAACAGUUAGGCCUGUAAACUUCAUCCAAUCCUAUCAAAUGAUGAACUUCAGGAGUUCAGAGAAGUGUAAGGGGUCUUGGAAUCUCACUUUGAUGAAGCAAUAGUUUAUGAUAUGAUAAAAAAUAUUUUCAUUCAAUAUUUAAAAUUACUCAAAUUCCAGAAGAAGUAAGCUUCAGCAACAUGUCAUUGAGUUUAUAUCUGAAAAAUGUACUAACCUCUAUAAUUGUACAUAGACAAGGCACUUUUUAAGAUAGUUCAUUCUGGCAAGAUAUAUGAAGUUAGUACGGGGCAAAAGAGUCAAGGGUCAAUUCUAGCAUCCUGUAUCUUUUUGUUACUGUUCAAUCAAUAGGCAUCAUAAAUUUAUGAUAAUUUUAAGAAUUGCUUUUAAACCCAAGCUUAAUUUUCUGAUUUGGAUUGUUGUUAGUAAAAAUCUUAUGAACUUUAUGUAGUUGAGCAUUCAAUCAAAGCAAAAUCUGACUUUAGAAUAUUUUAAAGAUGUAUAAGUUGUAUUGCAUUUUUGUACAUUUUAUGCAAACUGGGUUAACAACAUUGCCUAGUUGAACUCCUCAGGAAACUUGUUUUAAUAAAUAUGUGAAAAUAUCAAUCUUAAC
This is a messenger RNA of Equus quagga, 3068 nucleotides long. RefSeq names its product transmembrane protein 154 (gene TMEM154). The transcript is spliced from 7 exons. The record is from RefSeq and is a predicted model, not a curated record. NCBI's taxonomy places the organism in Eukaryota, Metazoa, Chordata, Mammalia, Perissodactyla, Equidae. The coding region runs from base 106 to 660 and encodes 184 amino acids.